This is a messenger RNA of Kazachstania africana CBS 2517, 720 nucleotides long. RefSeq lists its product as uncharacterized. Bases 1 to 720 code for a protein of 239 amino acids. The transcript has a single exon. The record is from RefSeq and is a predicted model, not a curated record. Lineage: Eukaryota; Fungi; Ascomycota; Saccharomycetes; Saccharomycetales; Saccharomycetaceae.
AUGUCAAAUAUACAGAAUUGCAAAAUUGGUAUCAUUGGAGCCAACGGUAAGACGGGGACCUUAUUAAUCUCGAAAUUAUUGAAUUUGAAGGAGCUUGAAAAUAAGAAGAAUAUAGUGGCAUUUAUACGUAAUAAAGAAGCGUUCAUUAAAAAUAUCGGUUUAGUUGACGUUGAAAAGAUUACCACCAGAUUAUAUGAUCUGGAAAUUGAUGACGUUGAAUCUUUAGCGUCCAAAUGCAAAGAUAUUGAUAUAUUGGUGUUUCUUGCCGGGGCAGGUAGACAAGGCAAGCAGAGAUUAUUUAGCGUUGACUUAGAUGGUGUCUUCAAAUGUGUUGAAGUAUGCGAAAGGUUGGGUACUGUCCAGAGGUUUAUCGCCGUUAGUGUGUUGAAAGUGGAAGAUAGAAAAUUUUGGUGGAACAUUGAAGGUCUCAGAGGUUACUUCAUAGCUAAAAAGGCUGCAGAUCAUGAAAUUCAACGUUCGCAUCUAAAUUAUACUAUUUUACAUCCUGGUUGGCUAGGAAUGAGUAAGGGAACCGGGAAAAUAUGUGCUAUUGACAAAGUUGCGGGGACAUUAGUCCAUAGUAACAACUAUCUUGAAAGAGAAGAUUUAGCAGAAGUUAUAGUGGCGUGCAUGCUGAAUCCGAAUGCUACAUCGAGGCAAGUGAUUCCAUUAAUUAACGGUGAUUUGCCAAUUGUCGAUGCAAUCAAUGAUAUUCACUGA